AUUUGAUUUGUCUUUCACUUUCUAGACCCUUCCAUUCCUCUCAUUCUCAAAUCAAAUCUCAACCCCUAAACUACGAAUUCCCUUCUUCCUUCUAGACCUUUCCAAGCACUCCCCCAUUCUAUCUUAAAUCAAACCACUCUCUUCCCAUCUCCCCGAAAAACACAUUCCCUAAAAUCCUAAUCCUUAUUCCUUGUAACAUUGCGGCACUAUUUACCACCCUCACAUGGCGAAAUACGGCGAGGGCGAUAAACGGUGGAUCGUGGAAGAAAGACCCGACGGCACCAACGUCCACAACUGGCACUGGUCCGAAACCAACUGUCUAGAAUGGUCCAGAGCCUUCUUUACCAACCUCCUCUCAAAUCUCGUCAUCCUCAACGGCGAAGGUAACCUCUUCAUCAAAACCACCGCGCUCCGCAACCUCGACGGCGAAGCCUACAUCAACAUCCGUAAGGGGAAGAUCAUCCCCGGCUACGAGGUGAAUCUCACUCUUUCAUGGGAAGGUGAAGCCAAAGACUCCGAAGGUAAGUCGUUGCUGAAAGUUAACGGUACUGUUGAAAUCCCUUAUAUCUCUGAUGAGAACGCGGAUGAGGAUCCUGAUAUUAGGGUUACGGUUGAAGAUGAGGGACCGAUUGGGAAGAGGAUUAAGGAUGCGAUGUUUUCGAAGAAGGGGUUGAUUUUGGAGAAGGUUAGGGUUUGGGUUCAGAGUAUGGCGAAAGGAGGUCCGGUUAAAGAGGAGUUGGAUACUAAGAAGCCGUUGCCGCAGCCACUGAAGCAAAAUCAGAAUAAUGCUCCGGUUGCUACGGCGACAGCUGCGAAGAGUGAUUCUGUUAAAAAGGAGGGUGUAGUGGAGAAAAAGAAGGAGAGUAAGAAAGGACGGAAGAAUAUUGUGUUGACGGAGAAGUUUAGUUGUAGGGCGAAGGAUUUGUAUGAGAUAUUGAUGGAUGAGAAUAGGUGGAAGGGUUUUACGCAGAGUAAUGCGAGGAUUAGUAAAGAGGUUGGUGGUGAGAUCAGUAUUUUUGAUGGGUCUGUUACUGGAAGUAAUUUGGAGUUGCAAGAAGCUAAGUUGAUUGUGCAGAGGUGGAGAUUCGGGAGCUGGGCCGAUGGUGUUCAAUCGCAGGUGAAACUUGUUUUUGAGGAACCUGAACCAGGGGUUACUGUUGUUAAGCUGACACAUACUGAUGUACCUGUGGAAGAUAGGUAUGGCAAUGCCACUGUGGUGGAGAAUACCGAAAGGGGAUGGCGGGAACAUAUUUUCCAAAGGAUACGUGCUGUUUUUGGUUUUGGAAUUUGAGUCUUUUUUCACGUAGUCUGUUGUUUUGUUAGGUUGUAGGAUUUAUGGAUUUGAAUAUUCAUAAGGAAUAACUUAUGGAUUCACUUUAGAUAUUGAGAAUUGCAAUGGUUACUCAUAUAUUAUCUUCAGAACUUUGGCUUCCUAUGUGGAAUUUAACAUGUUUCUUGCCGUGUCUAGUUUUAUAUGAAUUGUGUGCUGUUA
Vicia villosa (hairy vetch) is the source of this 1492-nucleotide messenger RNA. RefSeq lists its product as uncharacterized. Bases 224 to 1291 code for a protein of 355 amino acids. The transcript has 3 exons. Gene Ontology annotation, molecular function: ATPase activator activity; protein-folding chaperone binding. NCBI's taxonomy places the organism in Eukaryota, Viridiplantae, Streptophyta, Magnoliopsida, Fabales, Fabaceae. Gene Ontology annotation, biological process: protein folding; positive regulation of ATP-dependent activity. The record is from RefSeq and is a predicted model, not a curated record. Gene Ontology annotation, cellular component: cytosol.